Molecule: messenger RNA, 20887 nt
Organism: Porites lobata
Lineage: Eukaryota; Metazoa; Cnidaria; Anthozoa; Scleractinia; Poritidae
Source: the annotation of a GenBank genome assembly
AAAGGUAUAUAUUGUAUCCCUCAUUAUCCAAAGCGUCAAACUGGACUAUCACUUUGUUAGUUGAACCGUUCAAGGAAGAAGGAAAAAGGUAAUUCCCCAAUUCAUUAUCCUAAAUAAGCUAAAUUUCCUUUAACCCUUGUGGUUAACAAAUACCUUUGUCUUGUAAUUUUAUCCCUGAACCGCCUGUAACUUCUUAUGGGGCAAACGCCCCCUGUACCGUUUGUGAUGUUCUCAUUUAGACAACUAGACAACAGACAACUCUGUGCAGGAAAAAGAUCUUUUAAACAGUUCAAACUACGCUCGAAUGAACCGCGACAUUCAGUCAAACAGGCUGGAGAACUAUGUGCGGCAAAGGGAAGUUAGUCUAAUGUUGACCCGAAAAUACCAAAUGAAAAUGUUGCUCAACUACCUACCUUUACCAGUCUCCCUCCAUCUAAUCCUACGAUCCUAAAAGCUCUUCCAAAAUCUUUUCUCAUCAAAAUGAAACCUAUAAAAUGAAAAUGUAGAGCUAAAAAGUGGAAAAGAAAAGAAAGAGAAAGAGAAAGAAACGCAAAAAUGAAAAAGCGAAAGAAAAACAUUUUGGAAAAAAUUCCUUUCUGCUCAUGCACGAACUUUGGAAGCAUCAGGAACAAAAGGCCCCGAAGCGAUCUACUCAGACGGUUUAAUUUCUUUUAAGCCAGAUAUUGAUCAGAAACCGGUUCGUAAAGAAAUGACAAAAUGGAAAGAGCAUUAACACGACAAAAAGCUUAUUUACUUAGAUAGUCUGCUGAGAAGGAAGUCCUAACACAUGCAUUGCUUUAUUUAGGGUAAGAAAAGUUUGUUUUAAACCAAAUUUAUUCAGUGCAAAUAUGGUGCAAAAAAGUGCAAACUACGAUUAAAUCAGGGGUAAAGAUUGUAAAUACAGCAUUUGCCUUAGAAUUUACAACCCCAUGUUAACUGGGAUGCAAAUGCUGUAUUUACCAUCUUUGCUAUUGAUUUUCUGCUAGUUUGCACUUUUUUGCGUCAUAUUUGCCAGUAACUUUGUGUUAAUUUAAUUUUUCGUGCAGCGCAGUUCUUCUUACGUCAAUUUAAACUGGAAUUCUGUCACGGAGAGUAAAAGGUUCUACCAUGUUCCCGCUUGCGGAGAAGAAACUAAGCGGAUGAUAAAAGUAUAAUAAAUAUGGUUACCAUGAGGCCUUGUUCAAUAUGUGUACUACAGGACUGUUGAGGAUGUUUUAAUACGGAGAUUCUCGUUUUUUACAUCUGCCCCAAACUUACGCAACGUUUUUUGGCAUCCCAGUUCAAGUACAGAAAACUGGACAAACCCUUCCUUUUGAUUAGGAACAUGAAAGUAGAGAUAAGCAGUGAUGCUUAGUAAACAGCUAAAACAUAGAAAAAACAAGAAUAAGAGUUGUUAGCAUGAAUUGAUGAUUAUAUGAAUUUGAACAUACGGAAUGAAGAAAUAAACGCAAAGAUUAUAAUCGCAGUUAAAAGGCAACUUUUGCAGUUGCAAAGGUCCAUGUACACAAUUACUGUCUGUACUAUAUACAAAUCUGUUUUUGUUGUAGGAGUUACGGUAAUACUAUUAUUGGUACAAAAUUUUCUCUUAACACUUAAAAUUUCAAUCUCAAAGUCAAACUCCUUGGCACAAUGCGUCGAAACCAAAGAAACUUUCUUUCAUUUUUCUUAAGACAAAUAGUUUUUCUUAUCUGAGAUAAACCUUCAUGUCUUGCCUCAUUUUAGACUACGCCUCUGACAGCUUAGGUCAUGCGAGACGUCUCGAGAAAAUCAGCCCAUAACUGAAUAUUGGAAAACCAAUGAGUAUGUGAGCUGAGCAGGCUGAAUAGUAUGGAACAGUAUUCCCGACAGUGAUCGUGCUCUACCUAAAUAUAAAUUUAAGAAUACCCUAGAGAGUCAGCUACUGGAAAUUUUGAUACAGGCGGAUACUUAUGUUGGCGUGCGUACUUUACUUGACAUAUUUAGUAAAUAUUAAUUUUUAUUUUUAUUUCAUUCAUACCUUGUUUCAUUUACCUGUUUUGAAAUAUAUGUAUUUUCUGUCUUAAUAAUUUAAUAUGUUGAUGUUCGUGUAUCUGUUUAACUCUAUUGCUAUGUUUUAACCCUAUUAUUGCAACUUUUUCUACUUUUCCUUCCUUCCUCGAUUAGCCAUAGGCUACUUUGCGUGCAAGGAUGGAUUAAUUAUGGCAUGUGUACAAAGUGUUUUUAAUAAACGUGACCUUGAACAAAAUAAUAAUAAUUGGAAUCUCUAAUAAUAAUAACAAUUGGAAUCUCAAUUUGUGGUUGGACUGUAUUUGGUUACCCUUAAAGCUGAAUUUCUUGUUAGAUAUAUACAGACGGAGAUACGAAUCAUCCACUGCCUUGUACCAAAUAUACGUUUUUUCGAAAUCCGACCGGGCCAUAACCUAGUCCGCCCCACGGGAAUCUAGUUCGCUUCUUCUUGGACAUGGAAUUUUACCCACAUUUUUAAUAAGAUAGUAAAUAAUUAGCCACAAAUUUCAGCUAUUUGUUCAACAGGAGAAGUUUGAAUUCGAGAAAAAGCUUCCUAGGGGUGAAUAUUUGAGCAUCGUAAGUGCAAGAGGUGAAAUUAAGGGAGGUCCACUGAAAUGAUAAUCAUAGAAUGAUUCUCCCGCCAGGAACCAGUUAUGCGUAUUUUUAGGCUUGGUGCAUCAAAUCAAAGAAAAAAACGUUUGGUUUAGCAAAAAAUGCAGACUUACAGAAUAUUGCAAGAUCUUUGUGGAUUUACAGGUACAAAUGUUUGUUUUUGGUACCUUCCAUGCUUUCAUUUUAAUUUUUGUUAAGACAAGUAAUUUGUCUACUCUGAAAUAAAUCAAGACGAAGGCGUUGUCUUGCCACAUUUUGCACAAUGACUUUGCCCAGUGCCAAGGUAAUGCCAGAUUUUUCGAUGAGUACCUGAGUCUAGCAAGACUUCCCAAUGAUAAUUAUAGGAUUGUUCUCUCGCAAAAAGCUUUUUGGCAAAUAUUUAGUCUUAAUGCGUCGAAACCAAAGAAACGCUUCAUACGAUGAUUAAUCGGUGAAAAUGCUAACGUACAGAAAAAUAGCUGAGAUUCGCUGACGCACAGGUAUAAUUGUUUGUCAUCGGUACCAUCUAUGUUCCUCAAGCUAAAGCAUUGUCUUGCCUCAUUUUGGACAAUGACUUUGGUAGGAAAGGUCAUGUGCGAAGUUUCGAGAAAAAGCAGCCCAUGACUGAAAUAUUGGAACACCCGAAUAAGUAGGAGGUCCCAAUGUUAAUUAGGCUUAUGCCUUCGUAAAAUUCUUUCAUGCACAAUGCGCCGAAACCAAAGAAACUUUCUUUGAUUUUUCUUAAGACAAUUAGUUUUUCUUAUCUGAGAUAAUCCUUCCUCAUGUCUUGCCUCAUUUUAGACUACGCCUCUGACAGCUUAGGUCAUGCGAGACGUUUCGAGAAAAUCAGCCCAUAACUGAAAUAUUGGAAAACCAAUGAGUAUGUGAGCUGAGCAGGCUGAAUAGUAUGGAACAGUAUUCCCGACAGUGAUCGUGCUCUACCUAAAUAUAAAUUUAAGAAUACCCUACAGAGUCGGCUAAUGGAAAUUUUGAUACAGGGGGAUACUUAUGUUGGCGUCCGUAAUUUAUUUGACAUAUUUAGUAACCAAAAACAGACAUCUGUAACUGUACAUCCGCAAAGAUCUUGCAAUAUCCUGUAAGUCUGCAUUUUUAUUAAAACAUCAUUUGGGAAGCAUUUCUUUGAUUUGAUGCACCAAGUCUAAAAAUACGCAUAACAGGUUUCUGGCGGGAGAAUAAUUCUAUGAUUAUCAUUUCAGUGGACCUCCCUUAAUUUCACCUUCUGCACUUAUGGUGUUCCAAUAUUCACCCCUAGGAAGCUUUUUCGCGAAUUCAAACUUCUCCUGUUGAACAAAUAGCUGAAAUCUGUGGCUAAUUAUUUACUAUCUUAUUAAAAAUGUGGGUAAAAUUCCAUGUCCAAGAAGAAGCGAACUAGAUUCCCGUGGGGCGGACUAGGUUAUGGCCCGGUCGGAUUUCGAAAAAACGUAUAUUUGGUACAAGGCAGUGGAGGAUUCGUAUUUCCGUCUGUAUAUAUCUAACAAGAAAUUCAGCAUUAAGGUUAACCAAAUACAGUCCAACCACAAAUUGAGAUUCCAAUUGUUAUUAUUAUUAUUAGAGAUUCCAAUUAUUAUUAUUUUGUUCAAGGUCACGUUUAUUAAAAACACUUUGCACACAUGCCAUAAUUAAUCCUUGCCCGCAAAGUAGCCUAUGGCUAAUCGAGGAAGGAGGGAAAAGUAAAAAAAGUUACAAUAAUAGGGUUGAAACAUAGCAAUAAAGAUACACAAACAUCAACAUAUUAAAUUAACAAGACAGAAAAUACAUAUAUUUCAAGACAGGUAAAUGAAACAAGAUAUGAAUAAAAUUAAAAUAGAAAUUUAAUAUUUACCAAGGACAAGAAAAAUAGAUAUAGCAGACUAAAAUAAAAUGGAAUAAAAAAAGCAGCUGAGACUUCCCUGCGAACAGAGGUUUCUUUCUGGCAUGGCUUUGAGCAUUACGAAGUCAUUUGCAUGACUUGUCAGUUAUAUAGUUGUAAACAAACUAACUAAGGCAUAGGUCGUACUUGACAAACUUUUUGAAAAAUUUGUUUACCUUGCGGUAGAAAUCUAUCAUCGGGGCACAUUGCCAAGUGCGACCCCAAGUUUUCAAGUUGGAAAAAACUUUGAAAAUCGCAAAAUAUAUCAAAGACGCCCUAGUGCUUGGGUGGGGCAGGCAGAUUUUGGAAAACUCGAGCUAAACAAUAGGAAUCACAGCGGUAACUGUCAGUGCUUGUCAGGGUCGGAAACGUGAUCAAUUGAAGAUCUUUGAAACAAUCGCAGAAAUUUUCUGACCUUCGCGCUUGGCGUUGUGAACGGACGAGGUUGCUACUGCUCCUCGCCAUUUCAACGUUUUUACGAAAACCCUAUUCAGGCGAGCAAUUCACAAGCUUAAAAUCCUUCGCCAUUUCAACGUUUUUACGGGAACUCUUUACAAGCGAGCCAAUUACAUUCUACCCAGGCAAGUACAGUCAGAGGCUUGUUAUUCUCCGAGCUAAACGCAGUCUUCGCAGCCAAGCACUUUAUUUUCUUUAUCUUUCCCAUCCUCCUGAAACUGAAAAAGAAGGAAAACGAUCCUAUGAUCGGACGAAGUUGCCUGCGGGCAGACGUCUCCUAUUUCCUUUGUUGCACGCGGAGGCAACGGACGACGAAGAGUUAAUGUUCUCUGGUAUCUGGCCUACUUUAGUUCUCAAUGUGUCAAAACAACGACAAUUGACUCCCACUAGUAACUACUAGUGCGACCCUCCUCCCUCCUUCGAAUUUUCGUGGUUUUUUAGCCGGCAAAGACAAAAACUUUCCUCAAGUGCGACGUUCUUCGCCGCUGGGGACGUUUCGCGCGGAGGAACGUCUGCGACCCAGGGACAGAAAUACCAUACUGAUGAUGCAAAUCAACGUUUACAUAAUAAAUCCAGUAGCGGUGUGCGACAAACGCAGACUGCAGACUUGCAGACUGGCAGGUAAACGAGGAAAACUUUGUUGUGGAAUGCUUUAACAGGGUCCCUAUCCCUGAAGUUUAAGCCAUUUAAAGGUCUAGUUUAGGAAUAGGGAAUCUGUUAGAGUAUUCUUCAACAAUGUUUACUUCGUUUAUCUGCCAGUCUGCAGCAGGGUUCCAAAUAUAAAUUUGUCCAAUUUUACGUGUCUUAUGGUCGAUUUUGGAAAAAUGUUGUGUUCAUCUACGAACGAGCUCCAGCAAAACUCAAAUGCUUCUUCUAGAGUAUUCCACAAAUAUUGACUGUUUUGUUAGAGAUUCUUUGCGUUUAGAUUUUACCUUUGUGGCCUUUUGUCUCUUCCCUAUUUUUUCUGAGGGAGGGGGGACGUCUGUACACAGACUAUCUUUAUUCAUGCAACUACUGAUGGAUAUCGUCACCUCAUGAAGUCUGGGCGCGCCGCCUGUAGAGCGAUAGAGGGAGAGGAUAUCCCUACAUAUAGAGACUUUUCGGUUUAAAAUAUUCAGAGUAAGCGCUAUCUUUAUUCAUUACGCGGGAUGACGUAGUCAGCCAGCGUCUUAAAUUCGGGAGCACAUUCCUUCGUUUUCUUGGGAGUCAAAAUUGCCUUGCUUUUUUAACUUUCCCGUAUCCCUUGCCCGUCCCGAAAAAUUGUAUUAUUUUUGUUGGCUGCAACUUCAAAUCACGUGCAAGUCAGGUUGGAUUGCACAAGCAGAAAAAAGAUACUGCGUCAGCAAAGAAGGGAAAAGUAAGCUUGGACAAGACUCAAGGCUGUGCUAUAGAUCUAACGGCGCAAGACUUGGCCCCUUGGACUUGACUUGGCGACUGAAAAUAUUGUCUAGCUGGCCCAGCCGGGCGACUUGCUGGUGUUGGUUUCUCGAUUUACAGUAAAAAACUUAGAAUGUCAAGAAUUUAUUACUUGCGAAAUCGUAGCUCGCUCGGUCGCUUCGCGCUCCGCUCGCUAUCAAACUCUUGAGGUCGACUUGUAGCAUGUCUGUCAAAAAGCUUUAAGGAAAUGUUGUUAAAUCGGGCAGCGGGCACGCGUUGAUGUUUAAAGGUCGUUUCACGUAAAUUCACAUGUAACAGAAUCCUUGACUAUGAACGUGAAAAGCUGCACAGUUUUCGAUAGUAACAGCUUUUCAAAAUAACAUUGGAUUUUUUUCUUCAAAUUACAAUUGUAGGAUUGUUCAUUAGUUAGUUUUUCAAAACAAAUUGAUACUUUUGCUCUGACAGGCGUAAAGUACGGUAGGCGAAGCAAAACAAUGGUUUUGUAUUUUGAAAAAUCGCUGAAUAAACACGGGAGUCGCUCUUUUAUGUUAAUUAAAUAUUUUUACCUUUUUUUUUACUUUGUUUGCGAGGCUUAGACAUAACUAAGAUUGUUAUUCCAGUAAAAUACGACGUAUAAAAAAGAAAAGAGACGACUAUUAUUGUGAUUGUUCUAGAAUCGGGUAUUAAAAAAAGUCCGGCAUGGUCUUUCGGGUCGUGACAUGGCAUUACGUAUCACGUACUAAAAAUAAAUACGCAAAAGCUAACCGCAUCCACAAAAGCUCAUUUGUCCCGAACAUUUCACCGAUAAUAUAGAAAGAAAAUACUUCCGUUCUGCGCUUAAACGACGACUUUACAACAAGAUGAUCUAUUCAAAAGAGAUAAUAGUUUUGGGGCGGCCGGGGGGGGCAUUUCCUUAUAAGAGGCGAAUGGGGAUGUGCCGCUGGAUGGGGUCACAUUUUCACGACUGGAGUGACUAUAAUGGGGUUGCAAUUUCCAAUAGAGUUACUAGAAUGGGGUCGCACAUUUUCGGAUUUUUGGGUAAGAGAGUUGUUCAUUUUACGGUUCAGCAAACGUACCAGGAUAUUUGUACUGUAGGUGAAAAGUAAAGUGUUCUUCAUUCAAUUUAUUAAAAAAUGGGUCAGUUUAUUUUUUGAUGACCUAUUUAAAGGACUGACAAAGUAGAUACAUAAAUAGAAAGUGACAUUACAUACUUGCUCAAAAGUGACUAAUAUGGAGUCUACAAUUGGCCAUAGAGUAGACUAUAACGGGGUAGGGGCUCUGAGAGGCCAGCGGCACAUACCCAGCAAAAAUUAACCCAAGUAACCCCCCAGGGGGCGCCGCGGUUUCGUUGAAAUCAUACCAGUUUUCCUGGAAAGCUCCACCGGAUCUCAGUCAAUCUUAUUAGGCGAAUUUUCUUUUCAACCUAAAUCAAAAUGAUUAGUAAAAAGAAUAGUGCCCUUAUUUUUGACCCCCAAAUUUUUUUUAUAAAAAAUACAUAAACAGACCAGAAUCUAUCCGUUUAAAAAACAUGAAAUAUUCGGCGGCGUUGCAAAUGUUUCUCACAUGGCGCGAAAACUUACUUUCAUAUGACAACAUGCGAGGUUUUUUUUCGCACGCUUAGGAGGUCAAAGGGAUGUGAUUUUGCAUAAAAAAAAUAUUCACAAAAUUCUCCUUGACGUGUUCAGAAAAUAAUUUGUUUAAUUUUUAAUAAUUAAGUAACAGCUCACUGAUUUAUUAAUUUGGGCGACCAACUUGGAGGCCCGGGCACCCCAGCUAAAAUGAUCUUUCAGGCCUGGGCACCCCAGCUAAAAUGAUCUUUUAGGCCCGGACAUCCCAGCUAAAAUGCGUGGGGAGCCCGAAGGGCUCCCUGAAAUUUUCCCAAGAGCACAGCCUUGCAGCCUUGUCGGAAUGUCGGGAGUGUACGUGUAAAAUUGAUAAGAGUUUGAACAGAAGAAUGUGUAACAAGUUUGAGAGUGACAAUAGUGAUUUUGAUUUUCACAAUGCGGAACACAAGGAGUUGCCUGAGAUUAAAAUCUCCUCCGUUGAAGACCCCUCGAUGAAGGAAGAGAAGAUUGCCAACAAUUGAAACCAAAAGGGACUCAGGCUUCUUUGAGAACUACUGUGAUAGUGUACUUUUUGUAUUGCGCGUUGUGUGUUUGUUGUGACGCGGUGCAUGUACGAUUCUCGGCGUCGGGAUUUUGUAUUAUCAGCAAGUUUUGUGUUAAGAGUGUUUUGAUGUCAGUCAGGUGACGACAAGAAAAGUUAAUAAGCCAGUUGUACAGAAGGAAAAUUGUUUUGUGGAGGAAAUAAAAGAAGUUGAAUUGAGAUCUCGUCGUUGGAAAUUUAUUUAUAACAGAACUUACAAUCCAGUUGGUUUAAAUAAGGUUAGUAAUUUUUUCAGUUUUUUCUCGACGCGGUCGUGCACCUAGCAGACUACCCAUGCGGGAAAUUAAAAUCUUUGUUAAAGAAAACACGGAAAGUGAGACUUUUCGUAUGGAAGAGAAUUCUGGAAAAUACACCAUUGUCGUCUAAAAUUCAUUGUUACGUUAAAACUAGAAAUGGUUUAUACUUAAACCGGUACAGAAGUAACUGUAAGAGUGUGGGGUCUUUACUAAGGGCAAGUCCAAAAUUAGUUCGAAGACAAGGCAAGGUUUAUAUAUCGUCUAAGCACAAAAGAAGAGGCUAUUCAGGCGGGGGUGAGGUAUCAAAAUAGGGUUUUAAGUAAGUAUUUGUCCCUCUGUACAUGCAACUAUCCAUUUUAUAGUGGUUGCCAGAGCUUGAUUCACCGGGUUAGUUUUGGCCAAUUUAAGCUUUCUACUGACAUCGAGAAGAAUCCAGGACCUUCAGUUUAUGUAGAUCAUGCUACAAAAACGAUUCAUGCUCCAUACUGUCAAGGAAACGUUGUAGUAUUUGUGAAAAAUGCGGGACAACAAUGUGUUGCAAUCAGUUUGCGCGCUUUAAUUUAUAACAGACUUUAUAGUAAGAUAAGAAUGAUUACUUUAGUCGAUGAUAUGAUUCAAAUAAUGGCUGUUGGUAAUCAAUUAUAUUCUAGUCUGUCAUUGCUUGAAGACAAUCUAUGUUAAUGUUAACAGACUUGCCAGAAAUGGUUACAGUGUUUGAGCGAUUUUUCCAGCUUGAAUACAUUGAAAGUUAUACUUGUAACAUGCACGGCGAUGCCAGAAUUGAGGGGUAGCCCCACUGUAUGUCCACGUGAAACACUCUUGGCUCUGAACUAAAACUCAUUCGUUUUAACUGUGGGGAUUAUUGGUGGUGAUUCUCAUAGGUAAAUGUGUAUUGUUGGGAAUACCAUUCAUGCAUAAAUUAGUAUAAUAUUUUCAGCGUCUAUAUACAUGUAGGAAUGAGGACAUAAUUUAUACGAGCUUAAAGGUGUAUGUAUUGCCAACUUUGAAGUUGAUCUUUGUUCAAGCAGUCUUGAAUACUGUAGUAUAUCAGAUGUUAAAAGUUUAUACCAAUGUUCUUGUAAACAGUGCUGUGCUAUAGCAGUUUAUGCGACGUGUUACUCUGUUAUUAAUCCAUGUGGAUACUGGACUUCGGGAACUUUAUCUGCCCUUGCUAGUAAUGGGAAUACAUUGUACAAUGUGAUGGGUGUGAAAAGACAUAUUAUGCCAACUGAUCUUCCUGAAAGUGAGAGUAUCAGUGGAGUUCAGAUAAACCUUACUGUUUUUGCCGUAAGAAAUGGUGUCCUAUGUUGCAAAUUGGCUGAGAGCAAAUCUGUGUUGAAGAUGUGCAUUUCAAAACAUUGUCAUGAGGUGACAGGAUUUUUUGUUGUGAUUGGAACAUACCGUAUAAGCUGUGUAGUUCAGCGAAGGAGUAGAGUAAAGGAUUUAUCUUUUUUUGUGGAAUAUGAUGACUGUUAGGUGAAAUAAGACUUGUUGAAAGUAUCAAAAGCAUACAGUCAUUAGUUGAAGAAAUUUGUAAAACUACACAAAGUAAGUUAAAUUGUCAAAGAUUUCAAUAUGAAAUACACUUUAUGCAAAAUUGAAAACAGUGAAAGGAAAAAGAUUGCGAGGAAACACAGGUAUAGUUCAUUUGAGUAUUGUGAGAUGGAACCUCUUAAAAAGAAACAUUUAGUUGCAAGGAGAAAAGAAAACAGGCAGAUCGGGGUAUAGACUUUUUCAUUGAACAGUAAGAAAAUAAAACGAGAAAAGGUCCCUGUUAUAUAUGUUGUGUUUGUAGUCGAUUACUUUAUAAGAGAUCAGUUCACAUUUUUGGCAAAAGCAAAUAUGUGUGUCAAAAUUUUUUCAGUGUGCAGUCUUCAUUUGAUGGAAAACAUUAUGUUUGUAAAACAUGUCACUUAAUACAGACAUUUUCUAUCAACACUUCAGUGCCACUAUUAACAGAGGUUGACUCUAUUACCAACAUCCAAUAAAAACAACCCCAUGUAGAAACCCAGCAACUACCUCACAAACUAGGGGCGCUUUCCAUUUACGAAAAAAACCCGGAAAUUUCGGUGGUAGCAAAAGGGGAAUUUCCGAUCGGUAAAAAGUUGUCCCAUUUGGUCGUAAACCCCGAUAAGUGGCCGGGUGCCCGACCGUGGACCUGGAACUGGUACAAACUACAAGAAACGUCAAUGGAACACGACAUUCUGUUCGGAAAUUCCAACCGGGAAAACGGGACCACCUUUUUAGAUUUUCCACUUUUUCUGGGAAUUUUCCAGUGGGACGAACCGACGAAACGUGUUCCAUUUACCGCCGAACCGGAAAUUCCGGAAAUUUUGACUAAACGGAAAGCGCCCUACACCUAUCAUCUUACCAAUCAACUUCCAAUAUAACCCCACGCCUACUACUUCAUACAUCUCAACUAACCCCUCAAAUAUGCAAUACCACUGCACUACCCACAUAUCCUCAUACACAUAACAAACUUCACGUACGCGUAGUACAACCACGCCCAAAUAUACGCUCCCAAAGCGUCUUGUUAUAUGUUAUUUUAUUUUAUGCUGAUAUGUCUGAAUAAUAGUGCAUUCAAGAGAUACAUUUUGAGGCUCAAGUGGACGACAAAACGUUCUUAAGAGUCUAAAUUGUCUCGAAAAGUCUUUGACGCUGAAGACUUUUAAUAUCGACGCCACAUGACGUCAUUGUCAAGUGUUAAGUGGGAAAUAUAUAGUUUUUUCAGCAAUAUGUAAAAAAGCGUGCCGAUGAUGCGUUUUUCGCCAAUGACAAUACAAAUAAGUAAGGCGCAAAAAGUUCUCGAUAGAAUGAUUAAGGUUUCGUGUUCCAGGAUGAAACAGCAAUCAAAAUUGUGGCACAUUUUUUGAGGACUUUGAAAAGACGGUCAAUCGAUAUACUUCUCCUUCAAAACACAGCUCCAAAGGUUAACACUGUCGCUCCUCUAUUUUUUUAUUACAGAUAACUUUAUAUAUCUGGAUAACUGGCUAAAGUUGGGCAGAAGAUUAGCUGCUUCAGUCAUGCCUAAACGCAUUCUCUUGGUGGUAGGCGGGUUAUUUGUUGUUACCGGUCUUAUCUGCCUCAUAAUUGGAAUCGUUCUAUUGACACGAGGAACGAAAUGUGAAGAAACCCCCCUUGCCAAACCAAGAUCCGUAUCAGACCGAUGUUCUUACUCUGACGAAGCAAAGCGAAGUGGCUUGGAUACGUUUCUCCAAAAAUUGCAAGAUAGCUAUUUUCGUCUUCAUCCUAAUAAGAUCGCAUUUAAACCAGGUGUGAAGCCCUCCGAGAUACGACUGAAGUACCGGGCUUAUAACCCUUCUCCAGACAAUAUCAAACUCAUGACUGAUGAAGCAAUGCGCUUAUUGAAAGAAGUAAAUCAGAUCAACUUGGAAACACACAAGCUCAGACAGCGUGAAAAUAAAGCAUUAGCUCAAGUCAAGCACUAUUUGCAACACGUCUUUGGGGUCCCGUAUGAUGUAAACUAUUACGCCGGUGAUUUUCUGUUGGGGCCAAAUCUGUGGUGUUGGCAGCCACUAUGUGACACGCCUCAUGAGAUGGAGCAUAGCCUACAUUUCUUUAAGCCAGGUAACACAAAAGAACUGGAGAAUUUUGAAAGAAAAUUGGCCGAGGUCAAAGAGAUGUUUGCCCAGUACAGGAAAAACAUGGAGUAUGGCGUAGCAGUUGGAAUGGUGCGCUCUGUAGAGGAAUGCAAAGCUGGGAUCAACGGAUUAACGGCGUAUUUCCGUAAGAUAGCAAACAAAGGACCAAGUGGUAAGAAAGUUUUAACAUAAGACAUAAAACAGCCUUCAUGAUUAAGAGUACAUGGCUCCUCAUAAAAGAAGUUAAUAUAAAGAUAUGUUGCGUCACUUUUGAGCUUGUGGGUAAAUUUUUCGGCGUGACGAGUUAAAUGAACCCAAAGUACAUUUAUUUAUUAUGAAUUUUGAAAUAACAAUUGUCCGGUUUUAUCGUAGCCCUCUUACAUGCAACAUAGCUUUAUUUGCUUUCCAGAAUAGUUUUGUAUGACGUCUCAGCAAGGAAAAAAAUAAGAAAUAAAUGGGUCUCAGUAUUCCUCUUGCACAGUGUUGGCGACAAAAUCCACGCAUGCGCAAUUUUGAAAUCAUUAUAACUAUAAUUAAAAACAAUAGGAAGAAAAGGCUAUGGUAAAAUAUCCUUCAAAUAGUUGGACCACGGUUGAAUUAUCUUUCAACUUAGCGUGAGAAAACAGGCGAUGCCGCCACUGGUUUCCCUACAAAAUGACGUCUGAAAAACGAGCACAGAAAUUCCCUACCGAUAACGCGUCAUUACUCAGAUCUGGGUGGUGCCUCUGAUUGGUUGGAAGUUUGCCCCAUCCAAUCAGAAGCAUUAUCCAAAUCUGGGUACUGACGCCUCUUCAGUGUAUGCAAUUUUUGCGCUCGUUUCUCAGACAUCAUUUCACAGGGAAACCAGUGAAGGAGUAGCGAAAUGUCGUCUGUUUUCUCAGGCUACUUUCAACUAAGAAGAAAAAGCGUUUUGGAUUAAAAUGGAUAUUAAAACUGGCAUUUCAAAAUAAUCUUUUCCGUCAAUGCGGGUGUAGCGCCCUUGUGUUUGCCAAUUGUUUGGUUACUAACCGGAGAUUUGUGAAACAGCUAAGGUAGGCGUCGUCUAGUGGCGAGAACACAGAACAUUUUAGCUGAAAAUACGUUCACAUGAAGACCUUACUGCGGUAUAUGUUGUCCAACUAUCUUCUUACGUUAUUAUUUAUUAGUUUUCCUACCAUGCUUAGUAGCUAAACUUCUUACUUAUCGCUAAAUCUCACCUUGGAUUUUUACUUUGUAUUUUGGUAUUUGAAAAUGAUGUAAUGGCAACAUCAAAACGUUAACGCACAGUUUUUGGUUGUUUUUAGCGGAGCUCUCGCGCACGCGAAGCGCGCGCAGCGCAGCCCUAUGGGUAAGAAAAUCUGGUUAUCUAUGCUUGACGUCAGUACGUGCGUACGUCUACCCCGUCAUGCAAGCUGGGGUGAAAUUUUAGAUUUCAAGCACCCCGCGUCUUUCGGCGGUAAAUUGCAUGGCCACCCAGACUUAGAUAAAAAAACAACAACCAAGCCAAGUCUUUCUUUCGACUAAACUUUAAUCUCUACAUUAACGCGGAUAACAGGGAAAGAGCUAGAGAGAGAAAUAAAAACCAGGGAGACCAAUUUCUUUGGACGAAAAACAUGAAAAUUUUAUAGCGGCGGUGAGAAAAUGAGAAAUGCUAGCGGCCACCAAGGUAAAAAUGAACGGCAAUGAAAAAAAAAAAAAAAGUCAACAGGAACACAUACCACAUUUCCUCCAUUAAACGUUUAACUAGGAAGUUUCUGGAAGUUUUACGUAGUAGUCGUGCAAAACAACGGCAAAGUAAUGUACAAAAAAGUGUGCUGAACGUGCAAAGUUGUUUUUUUGCUAAUUAUGACCUUAAAAAUAAUUUAAGGGAACUUCGCUUUCAGCCCUGGUUAAAUCAAUAUAUUAAAUUAUCAUUUUCACUUUUCUAUUGUUCUUUUAUUUUUCAAGGUAUUUUUGAAGAAUCGUUUGUGGAGUCUCUUCUUGAUCCACAAUUCAUUAAGAAUAUCACAGAAAAUACAGAGGAAAAUAAUUCUUGGGAAACGAAGUACGGAAAGUCUGUAAAUGAGUCUUUGAGGGAGUUUCUGGUCGACAAUUUAGGGAAGCCUAUACAUGAGUUCUUCACGUAAGUUAUCUUUCCUCCAUCGUUACAAAGCUGAGCAGCGUAGUCUCAAUUUUAAAGUUGCGCUCCGAGGCCCCGUCCACACGUAUCAGGAUAUUUUUAUAAAAAAAGGCAGGCUUUUUUCCCUCCGUUUUAGAAAAAAAUACACGUCCACACGUAGCUUUUUCGAAUCAUUUUCGCCCGUCUACACGAAAACGCUAAAACGAAAUCCGAUAACAUCCCUUAUUGAGCAUGCGUCAUGCUAGACGCAUAAGAUGUAUGACAUCAUCUUAUUCGAAAACCUCCGUUUUCGUUCGUCCACAUGUAAACGAAAGGAAGCGUUUUCUGUGACCGUUUUUACCGGAUACGGGUGGACGAUAGGCCAAACGGGUGAUAAAAAUAUCCGUUUUCAAGCAAGAUCGGAUGAAGCACUCCUCUGUAGCUUGGUUGGUUGACCAGGCAUUGUGUAAUUCCUGCGAAACCCCAAAACUGAGAAAAUUAACCAGGAAGUUGUGCGUGCAAGUAAACGAGGAUUAAUUUAGGUUUCUGGGAAACUGCCCACCUACUCCUCCCUUAGGCUAACAUUAACACUUAGUUCUUAUGUAGGGCAAAAUAUUAGCUUAGGGGAGGGGUAGGUGGGCAGUUUUCCAGAAACCUAAAUACUCCAUUUUCGAGUUCGCUAUGACCGCUGAAUUGAAGAAGUGAAGACGCAUUUUUUACAGCCUUAGCCUCAAUCUGAAGUAUUAUAUUCACAAAUUCCAACGAGAAAAAGACCUGUUUACUCUGUCUAUUGUGUAUAUUCAAAUUUCAAACACUUGCUUGCCAGGAUUUCUGAAUAUUUUACUUUACGUCGAGGCUAACCCUGUAUGAAUGUGUCGUUAAUGUUUGUAUUCAGCGGUAAUUUUUAAUUCGAAACUGGACUAUUGAUCCGUAAACGAUACCUAAAUGCAAAGCGGAUUUAUUUUAACGCUGACUGGUUCUCUCUUGUUUUCUUUUACCUCUAGGUAUCUUAGAAAGGUUCACGUGCAGUAUUGUGUCCCCAGUAAUGUGUCCAGUGGCCUCGCCACGCGUCCACUCUCGUACGUAUAUGUGAACGGUACUCCUGAUACCUCAAGAAAAACCAACAUGUCUUUGCCAACUGGCGAAAUUUUAGACGGAAAGAAGUCGUAUAAAGAUAUUGUUUCCUUCUUCACGACAAAUAGCAUGACCCCGGAUGAAAUACAUCAACUGGGAAUUAAGAUGCUGGGAGAACUAUACCCUCAGGUUAGUGGAUCCAAAAAAGAAAAACCUGAAAAACCGUACCACCUGAGUCUCGAGGUAAUUAUUUGCACUAGGUCUUUAAAUCUCAGAAGUUAAGAAAGUCAAAAUUAGAUUUGGGAAAAAUUUAAUUUCGUACCUUCCAAAUUCAUGGUAAAGGCAUUGUCACUACUGUAUCCAUGAAGUUCACUUUAACCGGAAUGGUUGCAUCUUAGAAUGUUAUCCAAAUGUUUUCAGCCACACACUUCUCAUAGACUUGACUCUCUCCUUCAUAGAGCGGCUCCUGCUAGGAAUCCUAAUGAAAAUAGCAAUAAUCGAAAAAUGGAAAGCGCGCGGGGAACCUUUCUUUUUCCUUCUCCCCAGCCUUCCUACGACAUAAAGAGUCCUCUUCGGAGGAGAUAGAGGUAUAAUCGAAACUGCUUCGUUGGUAAGAUUUAAGUCAAAUCAGGUACUCGUAGUCGUCCUCGUCCUUGAAUCUAAAGGUCCCUAUUAUUCAACACCAAUUAUAACAUAGCUAGAAAAUUCCCCUAAUCAAAUUCAAUAGCGCGAACGUGCUUCAUAUUCUUAUUGAGCACGCUGAUGACGUCAAUAAAUUUUCGUAAUUCCUCGAGUUGUUGUGAGCUUAGCAAACCUGAGUCUCCUGAGUGCAUCCAUAAUUCGGCAGUACACGAUAAAGCGUUUACCAUGUGUUUUAUAAGGAAAUUUAAGAGGAAACGUUUGAAUUUUUUAACCGAUAGUAAGGAAAAGAGGUGAGUGUUGUUGUUGUCAUUUCCGCGAGCUGUACGGGCUAUGGCGUGAGAUCAUUCUUUGCAAAGUUGUUUUCUCUCAAUAACAAUUUUUCGGUGAAUUAGUAGUUUUAUGGCACCUAAAUAUGGAUUUUACAAUCAUUUUAGAGUACCCUUUCUCUCAGUUUCAGGAUAAAAACAUAAGCUUAACUGUGAGGAAAAAAAUAUACUCACGUAAACAUUGAUGCGUACUGCUUUGAGCGCGCCCUAUAAUAAUAAAAUUUUAAGUUAGCUGAUGCAUUGAUCACUUUGAUAAUGUUAUAAAACAAUUAGUUCAUGCUGCAGCUGUGCGUAUGUCGAGAUAUUGAGCACUUGGGAAGUUUGGAGAGCACUCAAGAGGCUAGAGUUGCACGAGGCGCAGCCGAGUACAACUCUUACGCCUCUUUCGUGCUCUCCAAACUUCCCGCGUGCUCAAUAUCUCGACAUACGCACCCUGACGCAUGAACUAAUUGUUAAAUAGUCUUUUAUCGAAUAACCUUCCCUCUUAUUUUGAUUUUGUGCCAUUGUCAACAGGUUCUGGAAGUAGCGAGAGUGGUAACGAAGGAAGUCAACGACAACGAUACUGCCAAAGAAAAAUUUAUACAAAGAAUGAACCAUUCUGACAUGUAUUUCAUCCAGGAAGAGAUUCCGAAAAAUGAGUCGGACGAAAACGCUCACGUGGUGUGUGGUGAUAUAGAGGGUGCAAAAACGUACUGUCCUACACGCUGGAAAGCGCUACAGAACUGGUUUAAAGAGGCUCAAAAGGUAAGUGUUACAAAAUGACAACGACGUUUGUAUUUUUCUUGAUGUAAACUUGCAAGAGAGAAUGAGCUCUUGAAACUCGUGUGUGUUCGUCAACCUCGUCCCCUGCGGACAAGGUUGGAUUUCAGUCAACUAAAAUUCGUUGAUCUUUUAAGGGGAACUCCCUUUCAAGGCUUGGCUAUCUGACCAAAUUAAUUAACAAUUAGUUCAUGUGUCAGCGUGCGUAUGUCGAGAUAUUCAGCAAGCGGAAAGUUUGGAGAGCACGAAAGAAGGGUAAGAGUUGCUCAAGGCGUUAUUUAACACAUGGUAAGCGCUUCAUCGUGUACUGUUGAGUUAUGGAUGCACUUAAGAGAUGUCUUGGGAGGAUUGUAAAGCUUACAAGAACUCGAGGUAUAGUCUAUUGACGUCAUCAGCGUGCUCAAAGGCAAUAUGUGGCACACUCGCGCUAUUGAAUUUGAUUAGGCGAAAAUUCUAGCUAUGUUAUAAGUCAGAAAUUAGAAAUAGAUAUUAAGUAAAACUAAGAAAUCCUCGGAAAAAAAAAUUCUAUCCCCCAGCGCGAAUCGAACCCACGACCUUUAUACAUGUAAGUCAUGUAUGUUUUCAAUUAACUAGCCAAACUAAGAAACGGCAUUUUUUUAACGCACAAUUGUCUAAAUUCUUAUUUAGAAAAGUUGAUGGAUAUGGCUUUUUUUCUUCCUGUCUUUUGUCAGGCGCUCGGCUUACUUGAUCCCAAGACAAUUAACAUGUUCCAUUUUACUGGCCCUAAACAAACCACGCCUAACUGUCCUAUAACACUGGCUCCAGAUUUUAACCCAUCUGCAGGACCAAAUUACGAGAGUGGUGGUAAAGAGUGCAAGAUAAAUGCUCAAUACAAUAUACCGUUCUUUUUGGAGAGACCUGGACCCAAGUACGAAGAAUGGAGUACGAACGCUCAUGAAGGAAGACCUGGGCACCACACUCAAGUAAGUUUUUUGGAUAGGUUUCUUUUUUUAGUUACGCAUUAAACAUGACAUAUAAAAAUGACAGUGUCUUUUAGUAUCCAUUCCGUGUGUCAUGCGAUGAGGCUACCAGUCUAAUAUACCAGUCUGGACCAAAGUUAACGUGUAGUUGAUAGAAGACAAAAAAAGAGAUUUAUUCUUUGGUGGCGGAAGUUAAAUUACCAAAAUUCUCCUUUGUGACUAAAACUUAAAGUGAUGCUCGCCUUUACAUUGGAGUGAACUACUUUCUAUUGACUGGCAUGAGUGACCACAGGACCGAAGGGAUGUUCUUUCUCCUGGAAGCGAUGUGUUUGGGUUUGGAAUAAGGGAGGAGAUGCGGAAAGGAGAGUGGGUGAGGCGCAAGGGAGAGGGGAAAGAAGUGGAGCGUGAAAUAGGGAAACUUAUGUGCACCGCUAAAGUUUCCUUAUUCGAACUAAAAAGAGGCCAUUGGAAAUACAUCCAAGUGUUAGUUUUUAGACUUUGAAUUCGUUCUUUCCUCUUAAAAGGUUGAUCAUUGGCUGUUAAUUUAUUAUGUUGCAGGUUCAAGGUCUGGAGGAGCACUUCAUAGAUAGGUGUGGUGGAGUAAUUAAGUGGCUUGACUCAGAAACGUAUUACACGGCUUUCACUGAAGGCUGGGGUCUAUAUGCUGAAAAUCCGCUGAUAGGUGAAGACACUGAUACGUACGAAAAUGAACCGUGGCAGAAAUAUGGUAUGCUUAAAUGGCAGGUUAGUUGACAUUAUCAGACAUCGAGUGUCCCGUACUGCAACGGCUAACAUAUAUGUAUCAAGAUUAGCUAGGAGCAGUUCGUGUACUUAAUUAAAGAAAUGACUAUCCAUACCAAUUAAAUUUCCUUAUUUACUAUUGUCUGAACUGCAGAAGGAAUAAAUUUCAGCUUGCAAUGUCGCAAAAUGGAAUUUCAUACACAAGCACAAAACUGGAUAGAAACACAAAUCGUCGAAAGUAUUCUCAGUUCAAUUAGGUGACAAAAUUCUGAUCGUGCUCCUGAUUCUACUUUCUUUUUAUCACAUUGUUCUAUUGUUACUGAUACGUGCAACUGACAUCAAGACAACAAAUGUUAAAAAUUCCACGAAACGUUUGUAAUAAAUUGCAAUAUUACCUGGACAGUCUGGUGCAAAAACACUCUUAAAGCAGAAAAAAAAAGAAACGAUUACUGUUCCUAUUGCUGUAUAUUUUUGGAGUCUGUACCAGAGACAUUGCGGACAGCUAAUGUAGAGAUUUACGUAUGGUAACGCCUCAGCUUGGUUGUUUGUGAAAUCCUGAGAGUUUUUCCUUUCGAUUUACUCUUCUUUGAAUUGAUUGAGUAAGAAUUCUUAUAAUACUGUUUUACUUUUUAGGUGCCUUUCAUAGUGUAAUGGGCACCAUGAAUUUAUCAUUGAUUUACUACCGUAAAUAAUUCCUAGCGUUUUGCACCCAACGUGUAUUAUUGUGACAGUUACAGAUAGGAACAAUUAAGCUUCAUGUCUUAUGUACCCGUUACGAUUUUUCGAUUCUUAAUACAUUUUUCCCAUGCUUAAUUUAAGGUUUGGCGCGCGUUGCGUUUGAUUGUGGACUCUGGGCUUCACUCCAUGGGAUUUUCCCGCGCAAAAGCACUUCAGUACUUUAAAGAUUAUGCUUGGGAUGAAAGCGAAACCGCUUACAAGGAAGUUACUCGUUACCAGAGCGCCCCAGGUCAGGCUACAGCUUACAUGAUUGGACAACAGCAUAUUAAGAAGCUAAGGGACGACGCACAAAAAAUCCUGGGAGAUAAAUUCGACAUCCGUGACUUUCACUAUCAUUUGCUUUCACAAGGCUCUUCGCCGCUGAGUCACUUGGAGCAGAGUAUCAAAGAUUACAUCAAAUGCGUUCAGAACGACAAGGCUCCUGGAUGUUAUGAUAUACUUAAUCCUUCAGAGAAAGACGAAGAAGCGUACAAUAACGUCGCGGAGGACAGCAUAGUCCAGCCAAUCACAAGAAGAAGACGUCAUUAUUUCUGACUAUCGCACUAUUCGCGUUGAGCAUUAUGUUCUUUAAUAUUAGAUUACUUUACCAGCAAUUCGAGGUUAACAAAAAUCAAACAAACAAAAAAUCACGAAGGCACACAUUUUUUUGUUAAAGCCGUGAAUCAAACUUAAAUAGACCGGCUCACGUAGCUUCAUUCAGUUGUAAUGUUCAAAUAAAAUUCAGUUUUUCAGGGAGUUUACCGCUGUUGUUAUUGAUGGCGGAGCUCCACGUGUGCUCGCGUGCGUUAGCGGAGCCCUAUAGCUAAGAAAAUUCGUAAUUUAUCCUUACUGCAUAUCAGUAUUGUAGCAUCGCGGCAUACUAAGUUAUGGGACGAAUCUGCGGCUGCCUUGGCAAAGAUAUGCAGCAAGGCUUGGUGAUCUGCUCACUGCCAUUAGGGGAGGUUAGAGGGGCGAAAAGCGCUUCCUGCAGACAAUCCCGGCAAACUGCGAGAUUUCACACCGCGACACCCAAAUUUAACUUAGAAGGCCGCAAAGGAUCAUAAUUGAAUCCAACUGCUAAGAACUCUUGGGAUUAAGAGAAUGCAGGCAUGUUUGCGAGACGCUCUCAUUAUAUAUGCAGUAAGAAUAGGUUAUCUAUCUCUCUGAAAAAUUAUGAUAUUCAUGUGACCGUACGUCCGUCCGACCAUCCGUCCGCAGUACAUGAGAACUAAUAUGAUAUCUUACACUUUCUAGCGGAGCUCCGGCGCGCGAAGCGCGCCAGCGGAGCACCAUGGGUAAUAAAAUUUGGUAAACCAUCCAUCCGAG